AUGGGCUAUAAAAACUUUAUUAUCUUGAUCAUUUUAACGAGUUUUACAUACUGUGGAGUUAUAAACAGCAGAGUUAUACUAGUUGAUAAAAUAGGGAAUAAUUUUCUUUUUAGGACUAACACUCCUGUCUAAGGUGAUGAUUACCAAAUGAAAGAAUUAUUAGAAGCUAUGGCUGAAAAAAUAUCUCAAUCUGGGUACUAGCUUCCACAAGACCCUAUGAUCCACUCCUAUAGCUUAGUAUCGUUUGUGGACUCUAUUAAAUAAAACUACACAGAAGAUAAAUAUUUUAAAAACCAUACUGAAUACAAAUUUACUCACUAUCCUAUUUUCGGGUCUAUAGUAAAUCCUAAUUCCUUACCUAAUUUUUUAGCUAAAUUCUUUUCUAAAUAUUAUCCUAUAUGGAAUCAUGAUAAUAUGAAUAUUAUUACUUAAGAACUUAGAGAAAAUCUUUUAUAAUAAGGAGAAAGACCAAAAAUCAUAUUUUUCCAUUGUAUAGCUGGAGAAGAUCGUACUGGCUAAGUUUUUGGUGGUUAUGUAAUGAGAUACUUGAAUUGGUCUUACUAAAGAGCUCUUGAUUUUGAUAACCAGGUUGAAACAAGGAAAAUUAAUAAUGGUAGCAAGUAUGGCUUGAAUUGGUACUGCUACUAUUUAAAUAAUCAAGAAAAGGGUGGUGAUUGCACUUAUGAGCCAAAUUAUUGA
Messenger RNA from Tetrahymena thermophila SB210, 699 nucleotides. RefSeq names its product dual specificity phosphatase domain protein. Gene Ontology annotation, molecular function: phosphatase activity. Gene Ontology annotation, biological process: dephosphorylation. The transcript has a single exon. Lineage: Eukaryota; Ciliophora; Oligohymenophorea; Hymenostomatida; Tetrahymenidae. The record is from RefSeq and is a predicted model, not a curated record.